This is a messenger RNA of Spodoptera exigua (beet armyworm), 660 nucleotides long. NCBI's taxonomy places the organism in Eukaryota, Metazoa, Arthropoda, Insecta, Lepidoptera, Noctuidae. The record is from the annotation of a GenBank genome assembly.
AUCUUGGCUUAGAUGCGCGGCAAAAACGCAACUGGCGCAGUGUGGAGUCUUUCGCCGCCGUGGGCGCACGCUACCGCCACGCGAACUCACUCUAACAUAAUGUCACCUCGGGCGCUGUUCCUACUCGUCGCUAUAGCCUGCAUCGCGCAGGCAGCGGCCCGGCCAGUGAAGAAGACCCUCAACUUCAACAUGUUUUUGUUACGACCUAAAGAAGGAGCUGCCGACAGAUUCUUGCUGUCGACCGACGGGGUGUCGAGGUUUGGCCCAAUAUUGGAGAUGUUCGUCCAAAGGUUUCAGGGGCUAAUGUCUGUGAAGCUGCCCCAAGACCAGCUGAACAGUAUAUCUGUUCCUGAUGCACCGGCAAGUGUCAAAGGUGAGGUGCCUAUUGGUAACAAUGCGGAAAACGAAGUUGAUGGAGUGCCGGAAUCCAAGAUGCCUGGCAUUGUAGUCAGGCCUUCGCGCACCAAGCCGGGGACAUAUGAAGUGGAGAUAGACAUGGUUGUUGACGACGGACAACCAGAUGAGAAGAAUCAAUAAUUGGUGUUUUAUGUUAUAAGGUCGGGUCCAAAAAGUAUGAGAUGUGUUAGUAUGAAAAUAGUUGUGUAUGAUUUUAAAUUAAAGGAAUGUUUGAUAAUGUGUUGAUUAACAAAUUACAAUAUU